Messenger RNA from Eremothecium sinecaudum, 4197 nucleotides. It is a transcript of the gene USO1, whose product is annotated as Uso1p. Lineage: Eukaryota; Fungi; Ascomycota; Saccharomycetes; Saccharomycetales; Saccharomycetaceae. The record is from RefSeq and is a predicted model, not a curated record. The coding region runs from base 1 to 4197 and encodes 1398 amino acids. Gene Ontology annotation, biological process: transcytosis; endoplasmic reticulum to Golgi vesicle-mediated transport; intracellular protein transport. The transcript has a single exon. Gene Ontology annotation, cellular component: ER to Golgi transport vesicle membrane; endoplasmic reticulum; Golgi membrane.
AUGGAUAUGAUUCAGGGGUUUAUUCAACCUCAAAAGACGCAUUCCGUGGAAGAUGCAAUACCUACGUUUUGUGAUCGUGUUGAAUCUUCAACAUUAAUUAGCGAUAGGCGUUCUGCUGUUCUAAGCUUAAAGUCAUUCAGCCGUGAAUAUAGGGAAACUGUUAUUGCUUCUGGUUUAAAGCCUUUAAUCAGCGCUUUAAAGAAGGAUCACGAAGAUGAGGAUUCAGUGAAAGCAAUUUUGGAAACGCUAUUAAUCCUCUUUAUUAGAGGUGAAGGAUCAAAUGAUUUGACGCGCCAAUGGAUCUCCCAACAUUCAAGGCUUAAAAAUGGUAAAUAUCCAUCACCACUCGUAAUGAAGCAGGAAUUGGAACAAUUCGAUCAGUUUUCAUUAUGGAUUGCUGAUGCCUUGACGCAGACUAAUGAACUUGUACAUCUUUUCAUUCGACUACUAGAAAACGAUAACUUUCAUAUUCGGCUAUACACUAUUCAAUUAUUGGAGGCUAUUAUCACUACUAGGCCACAACGUGGUCGUGAGGCAUUGAUAUCUUUACCGAUCGGUAUUUCUACUCUGGUUUCAAUGUUGGAUGACAUUCACGAUCCAAUAAGAGAUGAAGCUAUUCUUUUAUUAACCGCUGUAUCCAGUGACAAUUCACAUAUACAGAAGCUUGUUGCAUUUGAGAAUAUUUUUCAGCGAUUAUUUAUGAUAGUUGAAAAUGAAGGUGGUCUUAGGGGUUCCAUUGUGGUUGGUGAUUGCCUUACCUUGAUCAGCACUAUCCUGAAAUAUAAUACCUCAAAUCAGUGCCUUUUUUUUGAAAGCAGCAAUCUUCCAUACUUAGCAAGGGUGCUAAACGAACCAAUUUCCGGGGACGAAGAAUUCUACUGGAACAGUCAACGUCUCGUUAAUAUUGGUAUCUCUCUAGAAAUUGUAAGACUAACUGUUGAGCCUGGUAAUUCAACGACCAAGAAACACCAAAUUGCCCUUUCUGAAGCAGGCAUCCUGAUGGUUAUUCUUCGUUUAGCUCUUUACCAUGGAACUCCAAAUGAUAUCAGACCACUUUCCCUGCUAACGGCCGCAGAUCUAAUCAGAGAUAACCCUACUGUGCAGAAACAACUUGGAGACAUCGACGUGCCUUACUGGGAUAUAUGCCUUCCCAAUGCAACUAUAGCUGCUGACGGAGCUGUCAUACCUAUUCUUGAUCUAUUAAUGUCGUGGGUAUUUUACUCUAAUUCUGUACUCGCUUUCGAAAUCCGCGUAGCAUCGCUGGAGUUGUUGAAGGCUUACUUCUCUAAGAACUUGGAACUUCGUCGGACGGUUCUUCAGGCCCAGAUUGAAAAUUUAAAAGAUGAUUCGACAGAAAACAGGAACUUGAAGCCCAAUUUUAUUAGUAUCCUAAUUGAAUAUGAUCCACAUAUGAGCUUAAAUCCUUAUAAGCUGUUUUUCGCCACCGAUUUAUUGUUAUCCAUGGCGAAAACGGACGAAGAUAGUGUUGAAUUGGCGGAAAUGCUUCGAAAUUUAAUCUGCGGGGAUAGUGCAACAGAUGCAGAGGGUUUGUCGUUUAUUCAAACGAUCUUUGAGCUACUCCUAACAUCUAUAACAUCAAAGGAUAUCAGGAUUCCACUUUCAUACUUAGGCUUCCUGGUUGUUUACAUGUUUGAGGAUCUUAAAGCAGUAGAAGAUUUUCUAUCAAGUAAGGCCAAUAUUAAUUCGCUUUUGAAUUACGCAUCUCAUUCAAGUGAUGAGGUUAUAACAGUAAAAUGCAUGAUUAUUAUGUUGUUGGGGGUAGCGUACGAAUUUUCUUCAAGUACUGCAGCAGUACCUCGUGCACAGCUUUACGAUAUGUUAGUGAAGACUAUUGGUGUUGAUAAUUACACUUCAAAGAUAAAGCAGUUUAAAGAUAACAUCAUAAAGGAUUUCGGUAGCUCUUACUUUGGUCCCGAAUUUGACGAUACGGGAUUGCCUAAGAUUUACUACACCACAUACUUUGUCCAUUUGUUCAAGGAGAACUAUUUCCGUAUUCAAUCUUCUUUAAGACGCAGUCCUGAAGAAGAUCCCAAUGGUAAGAUCUCAUUCAAAGAUUUCAUCGAGCUCCAGGAACAAUUAAUUGCUGCCAAGAAACAAUUGAAAGUAUCUGAUGAUGAGAACUCAAAGAUAGUGCAAGAACUUAAAACAAAAAUUGAGGAACUUGAGCAAGAGCUCGAGAAGAUUAAGCUGGAACAUAUCAAAAGUAGUGAAGGUUUAAGUAUAUCAGAUGUAAAAUGUCAAGAGCUAACUAAAAGCCUAAAAGCAUCUGAGCAAGCGGUAAAAGACCUAACUGCAAAGAAUCUUGAAUUAGAACAAUUAAAGGACAAGAACCAGAAGCAAAUUGAAGGCAACAAAGCAGCAUUGGCGAAAUUUAGGGAACGGGUUACUAAUCUGGAAGAAAACAUUAAGGUUAUCACAGAUGAGAAGAAGAAAGCAGAGGAUGGUAUCAACAAGAUGAAUAGAGAAUUGUUCACAUUAACCAAGGAAAAGGAUUCCAUAGCUAAUGAACUGAAGAAGUUACAAAAACAAUCUGAAACUAGUCUCCAAAAUGCUGAUAAGGAGAAUAAGUUGUUAAACAAGAAGAUCUCUCAGCUCCAGUCCGAGCUAAACAACUUACAGAAACAAAUUGAAGUUUUAAUUAGUGAAAAAAACAAACUGAAUGAAUCCAACCUUGGUUUGUCAAAACAGUUAGAAGAAUUAAAGCCUCGUAUUGCAAGCCAUGAGAAAUUAAUUCCAAAAUUGACAGAUAAAUUGAAAUCUCUUGCAACCGACUAUAAAGAGAUAGAUGCAGAUAGAGAAACCCUAAGAAAGCAGCUGGAAGACAUGCAGGUAAACUCUAAUUCGGAAGUUUCUGCCCUAAAAUCAGAAGUAAAUAAUUUUGAAAAGGCCAAUAGUGCCUUACAGAAAGCUAAUGAAGAACUCACUGGACGGGUAGCGGAACUCACCGAGUCGUUGAAUAGUACAAAAAAGAAGCUUAAAAAUUCAGAUGAGACUUUGAAAGCCGAAAAGAAAUCACUAUUGGACAACAUUAUUGAGUUGAAGUCUCAGUUCUCUAGUGCUAAGAAAGAGUCAGAAGAAUUGAAGAAAAGUUUAGCCACUUCAAGCAAGGAAUUCGAGAGAGUUAGCCAAAAAGUCAAAGAUUUGGAAAAAUCUCGAGAUGAGUUCGCCUCAAAGUUAAAAUCUACUCAAUUGGACCUUGAAUCUGCUAACAGCAAUGGCAAAAACCUGGAAAAUGAACGUGACCAAUACAAAUCUGAGUUAGGUGUGGUGAAGGAUUCCAACCUAAAUUUAGAGAAGAAAUGUGAAAACCUAGAAAGUGAUCUCAAAUCGAAAAUCAAGGAAUUGGAUAAUUCCAACAGUAUAGGUAAUAAUAUCAGCGUAGACAAAGAUAGAGAACACAAUCAUCUAAUUGAGCAACUGAACGAUCUAAAGGACGAAAAAGAUUCUAUGAAAUUAAAAACUUCUCAGUUGGAAAAGGAACUGAAGGAGCGAACAGAGAAUGCUAAGAAGGCUGAUUUAAGUCGUAAGAUCGAAUUGGCUACGGCGAAUAACUCCAUCACUGAAUAUCAGAAAAAGUUAUCUGAACUGCAAGAUAAGCAUUCUGCCUUAGAGAAAAAGUAUUCAGAGGUUGGGGAUGCGAAUAACACUGUCGGAUAUUCAAAUGACAACUCCGGAGGAAAUAAAAAGAAUAAAAGGAACUCUGUCAAAAAAGAGAACCAGUCUGAUGAACAGUUGAAGAUUUUAACUAAAAAGGUAACAGCUUUGGAGUCGGAAAAUAAAUCACUGAAUGUUUUAGUAGACGAAUUAAAAGCUGUUAAAGAAAAGUUAAGUGAGAAGGAUGCUCAAAUUACAAAACUAAAUAAUGAACUCACAGAAAAAGGGAGCCGAUCUGAAAUUACCAUUCGUGAUAUGGACGCUAAGAUUCAAGAACUUACAAUAAAAUGUGAGAGUGUGGAAGAACUAAAGAAGAGCUUCGAAGAAUUACAAAAACAGAACAAAGUUGUGGAAUCUGAAAGAGAUGAACUAGUGUUACUUGUUUCAGAACUGGAUGAAAAGAAUCAGCACUUCCGUGACAAAUUAGAGGGAUUCGAUUAUCAGUUCAGUUCUGAAGAAGAGGAAGAUGAAGAUAAUGAUGGUGAUGACGGUGGUGAUGAAAAUGAUGAUAAUGACCCUUAA